Messenger RNA from Daphnia magna, 3052 nucleotides. RefSeq names its product coronin-6 (gene coro). The coding region runs from base 270 to 1928 and encodes 552 amino acids. The transcript is spliced from 9 exons. The record is from RefSeq and is a predicted model, not a curated record. Lineage: Eukaryota; Metazoa; Arthropoda; Branchiopoda; Diplostraca; Daphniidae. Gene Ontology annotation, molecular function: actin filament binding. Gene Ontology annotation, biological process: actin filament organization.
AGAUCCUCUAGUCUGACCGCUCGAGUGCGCUGCAGUCGCCCCGCAGUUUUGGAUCGAAUCGCCCACUGACAUUCGGCUUUUUUUUUCAGUGCCAAUUUUUUCGCCCAUCUCUUGAUAUAUUCUUACCUCCCUUUUUCCUUCUCUCUCCCCUUUUUCUUUUCUUCCUUUUCUUUGGUUUCAACUCUGCCGGCUGAAGUUCUGUUGACUCAAAAUCCUUGCACUUUUCUUACAGGUACGUUACCGUCCCUCUACAAGUCUUCCUCUCACAGAUGUCUUUUCGAGCUGUUCGUGUUUCCAAAUUUAGGCAUGUCUACGGGCAAGCCAUGAAGAGAGAUCAGUGCUAUGACAACAUUCGGGUGUCGAAAUCUUCUUGGGAUUCCACUUUCUGUGCUGUCAACCCAAAAUUCCUGGCCAUUAUUGUGGAAUCUGCAGGUGGUGGGGCAUUCAUUGUUUUACCGCUGGCAAAGGUAGGGAGAAUCAAUCCAGAUCACCCACUCGUCGGCGGCCACAAAGGGCCUGUGUUGGACAUUGCCUGGUGUCCGCAUAAUGACAACGUCAUUGCUUCUGGCAGCGAAGACUGCGUCGUCAAGGUUUGGCAAGUCCCCGACCAUGGAUUAUCUAGAACGCUGACGGAACCAGUUGUGGAAUUACUCUAUCAUCAGAGAAGAGUUGGCCUAGUUUUGUGGCAUCCAUCCGCUCAAAAUGUCUUGCUUACCGCGGGUUCAGAUAAUCUGGUAGUCAUAUGGAACGUGGGAACUGGUGAGCCGACAGUUGUGAUUGACAGUCAUCCCGACUUGGUGUACUCUGCCUGUUGGAACUGGGAAGGCUCCAAAUUGCUCACAACGUGCAAGGAUAAGAAGAUUCGCAUCAUCGAUCCUAGGAACGGGAAUGUCGACGAGGAGGCAAUCUGUCACGAAGGAUCGAAAGCUACACGUGCAAUUUACCUACGAAACGGACUCGUCUUUACUACGGGUUUUUCCAAGAUGUCCGAGAGACAAUAUUCACUGCGCGCACCCGGCCAUCUGAACGAUCCUAUCGUCAUGGUGGAGUUGGACACGUCGAACGGUGUCAUGUUUCCCCUUUACGAUGCCGACACCAACAUGGUGUACCUCUGCGGCAAGGGUGACUCCGUGAUUCGAUACUUUGAAAUCACUCCCGAGCCCCCAUUCGUCCAUUACAUCAAUACAUUUCAAACACCCGAUCCGCAGCGAGGCAUCGGCAUGAUGCCCAAGCGCGGCGUGGACGUGACCUCGUGCGAAAUUACUCGCUUCUUCCGACUCAACAAUUCCGGCCUGUGCCAAGUCGUCUCUAUGACUGUGCCCAGGAAAUCGGAACUCUUCCAGGAAGAUUUGUAUCCAGACACUCCUGGAGACGUGCCCGCCCUAUCAGCCGAGGAGUGGUUUGCCGGCAAAGACGAUAAUCCGAUCCUUGUGUCGAUGAGAUCUGGUAGUCAGUUGUCCACCAAUAAACAGGACUUGAAGGUUCAAAAGAAACAUAAUGUCUUGAGCAAAAUGCCACCGAGGAGUCCUUCGGGAUCGCAGUCGGCCAUUGCGGAUAGUCCCGACAGUGGUGCCAACAACCCUCAAGCCCCUGCGUCUCCACCCAAUUCGGGCGUUCCAGCGAAGGUGGUUGAAGAGCUAAUGGACGAGAUCCGGCGUCUAAAGUCCUUGUUAGUCAAGCACGAAAAGCGAAUCCGUGCACUGGAGGCCCGCGCCGCUUCUUCUUCCAGCGCUGAUUUGAACAAUUCGACGGGAUCAGCCAACACUUCGCUCAUCACCGAUUCGCCAUCCACCCCUAGCGCCAACAACCCGCAGCAAUCGGCCACUACGGGCAGCGGGCAGCAGCACGAGAACAACCACGUCAGUCACGACACCAACGCCAACGUGGCCAAGACCAUCGCCGAGGAUAUGGCUCCCGAUGAAGUCUGAGCGUUGAACACGCACGAGAAAAGGAAACAGAGAAAAAGAAGAAAUCUGUCGUACACACAAACACAAAAAGAUUUAGCCGAGCUUUAUUUUUCAGUUAGCUCAGCUUGUCACCACCAACACUACUCCCCCUCAAUUCCCCCUCAACGACGCACGAUGAUUAACGGCCAAUUAUAUUUGUAAGACGCUUUUUUUUUUUCAAUCUUUCCCUUUCUAAUAUUUAUUCGUUUACGAUUUAAUUGGUUAUUCUCUACUUUAUCAACCUCAUAAUUUUCCCUCUUAUACUAUUUUGUUUAACAAGUUUUUUUAACAAAAAAAAAAUUAAAAACGAACAAGAAAAAAAAAAAACUAAGAAGGAAAGGGUCUCGAAAACUUGUUUAGCCGUCAUCGCUUAUAAUAACUCUUAAAUGAAUGAAACCCUUCCCAGCUCCUUCUUACUAGUGUACUACACAACAAAAAAACUAAAUACCCUCCCUACCCCCAAUUGUCAGUCUGCUAGGUACAAAAUCAUUUAUAAUUAUUAUGAUUAUUCAAUUAUCUCUCUAUUUUUCCUCCCUUGCUAAUCAUUUUUUUUUGUGUGUUUUCGUGGACGCCGCACAAGUUCUAUUACUACCCCGACAGCGAGACAUUGUUCUUUGUCAUUGCGUUUUUUUUUUUUUCCUGGGAAGGUUGGGGGAGGGAUUUAAAAAAAAAAUCAACAACAAAUGGCUGGAAAAAAAAAAGAACAAAAUGGCGAAUUUGCCAUAUUGUUUUUGAACCCAAUUUUGUCUGCGCAAAUCUUUAAAAAAAACUACUACUCUGUAUAUUUUGGUCAAAAAUCAUCAAUGAUGUUGUGUGGCUUUUUUUUUUGUGUCCUGUUUCUCUCUGAACAUUUUUUUUUUUUUUGCUCUCUAAACACCAUGCCUACGGUCAAAAGGAAAACUACUGUCGCAACAUCGAUGCUCCCGCAAGAGUCUUGUUUCAAAAAAUUAAAAGUGCCUUAGUGAUUCAACUACCUACCAAUUUCAAACUAACACUGCAAAACAGAUGCAAGCCCAUGGAUGGGGAUCGCCUUCUUUAUCUUUGUUGUUGCACAUAUUAAACAAAAAUAAUAAUGAAGAGCCUUAACACUCGAAACACACACUUGA